Homo sapiens (human) is the source of this 9027-nucleotide messenger RNA. It is a transcript of the gene FNIP2, whose product is annotated as folliculin interacting protein 2. The record is from RefSeq and is a predicted model, not a curated record. Bases 410 to 3595 code for a protein of 1061 amino acids. NCBI's taxonomy places the organism in Eukaryota, Metazoa, Chordata, Mammalia, Primates, Hominidae. Gene Ontology annotation, biological process: intrinsic apoptotic signaling pathway in response to DNA damage. Gene Ontology annotation, cellular component: cytoplasm; lysosomal membrane. The transcript is spliced from 16 exons.
ACAGAUGGAGUGAGUCAGUCCAAGCUGCUCAACCUGUUAAAUGUCUUUUCUUUGCUAACUGGAGUAUAAGCUUAAGAACAAAAGUAGGACUUGUCUAUGUUUGUAAUGGGAUUGCAGACAGCGUGUUUUGUAAUGUGAUAGAUGGAUCUGACUUCCUAAAUUAUUGGCAGGCUUAAUUUACGUAACAAAUGAAUGUUCCACCUUUUUUUUUUUUUAAACCUUUGAAAGGGGAAAUUAGUACACUGCUGUCAAGUAGCUUUUCUCACAUACUGUAUAGGGAGUGAAAUGAUUGUUUAGAACUGCUGGUCAUUACAGAAUGUUCCUCACAUAACAAAGGAACUUCAGGAUUUGUCUCCAAGUCCAUGUUUAUGGUCAGGAUAAACCAGAAGAACAUUAAACCGUUCAGGAGAUGUGCGGCGGCACAGCGAACACCACAAACCAGCCAGAGAGCUGGCAAGACUCUGCCAGAUGUGUGAGUGAUGCUGUUCCUGGUGCUGGGAGGAUUUACAGGGCGCUUUUAUGCACAAAGAUUAAAAAACACACCGGAGUAGACAGGAGCACUGACCACACGGAACUCGACAACAGUUGGUCAUGUUCGGAGUUUGACCUGAAUGAGAUUCGCCUGAUAGUUUACCAGGACUGUGACAGGAGAGGCAGACAAGUCUUGUUUGACUCUAAAGCUGUUCAAAAGAUUGAGGAGGUGACAGCUCAGAAAACAGAGGAUGUUCCUAUUAAAAUAUCAGCCAAGUGCUGCCAGGGAAGCAGCAGUGUCAGCAGCAGUAGCAGCAGCAGCAUCUCUUCCCACAGUUCUUCUGGGGGAUCUUCACAUCAUGCUAAGGAACAGCUUCCAAAGUACCAGUACACAAGACCAGCUUCCGAUGUCAACAUGUUAGGGGAAAUGAUGUUUGGCUCAGUUGCCAUGAGUUACAAAGGCUCCACCUUAAAGAUACACUACAUACGUUCUCCUCCACAACUGAUGAUUAGUAAAGUCUUCUCUGCUAGAAUGGGCAGCUUCUGUGGAAGUACAAAUAACUUGCAAGACAGCUUUGAGUACAUCAACCAAGAUCCUAAUUUGGGAAAACUGAACACAAAUCAAAAUAGUUUGGGUCCUUGUCGUACUGGAAGUAACCUAGGUCUGCUGCAAGCAUGCAGCAGCAAACUGCUGCAGGGGGUAGCUGAAGGAGGACCUCUCCGGCUCACCCGGAGUGCUUCUUUCUUUGCAGCACACAGCACACCAGUUGAUAUGCCAAGCAGAGGACAGAAUGAAGACAGGGACAGUGGCAUUGCUCGAUCAGCCUCACUAAGCAGUCUUUUGAUCACACCUUUCCCAUCUCCAAGCUCCUCUACAUCUUCUUCCAGCAGUUACCAGCGCCGCUGGCUUCGAAGUCAGACAACAAGUUUGGAAAAUGGCAUCAUCCCAAGAAGGUCAACUGAUGAGACAUUCAGCUUGGCUGAAGAAACCUGUAGCUCUAAUCCAGCUAUGGUUAGGAGGAAGAAAAUUGCCAUAAGCAUCAUCUUUUCCCUAUGUGAGAAAGAAGAAGCACAAAGGAAUUUCCAGGACUUCUUCUUUUCUCAUUUUCCCCUGUUUGAAUCUCACAUGAACAGGCUGAAGAGUGCAAUUGAAAAGGCUAUGAUCUCCUGUAGGAAAAUAGCAGAAUCAAGUCUCCGAGUCCAGUUUUAUGUCAGCCGUUUGAUGGAAGCUCUGGGAGAAUUCAGAGGAACUAUCUGGAACUUAUAUUCUGUUCCAAGGAUAGCUGAACCUGUAUGGCUUACUAUGAUGUCCGGCACUUUGGAAAAAAACCAGCUCUGCCAGCGCUUUCUCAAGGAGUUUACACUUCUGAUAGAACAGAUAAAUAAAAACCAGUUUUUUGCUGCCUUACUGACUGCGGUGUUAACCUACCACCUGGCCUGGGUCCCAACUGUCAUGCCUGUGGAUCACCCUCCCAUCAAAGCCUUCUCAGAGAAACGUACCUCCCAGUCAGUGAACAUGCUGGCCAAAACACAUCCGUAUAAUCCUCUUUGGGCACAGCUGGGUGAUCUUUACGGAGCCAUAGGCUCUCCAGUGAGACUGACUCGCACCGUAGUGGUAGGGAAGCAGAAGGACUUAGUCCAGCGAAUACUUUAUGUCCUGACCUACUUUCUCCGUUGCUCUGAGCUACAAGAGAACCAGCUGACCUGGAGUGGCAAUCAUGGUGAAGGUGACCAAGUUUUAAAUGGGAGCAAGAUCAUAACAGCCUUGGAGAAAGGAGAGGUGGAGGAGUCUGAGUAUGUGGUCAUUACGGUGAGGAACGAGCCCGCUCUUGUACCCCCCAUCCUACCACCAACAGCAGCAGAGAGACACAACCCCUGGCCGACAGGGUUUCCUGAGUGCCCAGAGGGCACUGACAGUAGAGACCUGGGUCUUAAACCUGACAAAGAAGCUAACAGGAGGCCAGAGCAGGGUUCUGAGGCUUGCAGCGCAGGGUGCCUGGGGCCAGCAUCAGACGCUUCCUGGAAACCUCAGAAUGCAUUUUGUGGGGAUGAGAAAAAUAAAGAGGCACCGCAAGAUGGCUCUUCAAGACUUCCCAGCUGUGAAGUUUUGGGGGCAGGAAUGAAGAUGGACCAGCAAGCUGUCUGUGAGCUGUUGAAAGUGGAGAUGCCUACAAGACUGCCAGACCGGUCAGUGGCCUGGCCUUGCCCUGACAGACAUCUCCGGGAGAAACCUUCCUUAGAAAAGGUCACUUUCCAGAUUGGAAGCUUUGCAUCUCCAGAGUCUGACUUUGAAAGCCGCAUGAAAAAAAUGGAGGAACGGGUGAAGGCCUGUGGCCCCUCCUUGGAGGCCAGUGAGGCUGCUGAUGUGGCUCAGGACCCGCAGGUUUCUAGGAGCCCUUUUAAACCUGGCUUUCAGGAGAAUGUUUGCUGUCCUCAGAAUCGGCUUUCAGAGGGGGAUGAAGGCGAGUCUGACAAGGGUUUUGCAGAGGACAGAGGCAGCAGAAACGACAUGGCAGCAGAUAUUGCUGGGCAGCUCAGCCACGCUGCUGACUUGGGCACAGCCUCCCACGGUGCAGGAGGAACGGGAGGGAGGAGGCUGGAGGCCACUAGAGGUUUGUAUGUGAAGGCUGCGGAAGGACCUGUGCUGGAGCCUGUUGCCCCCAGGUGUGUCCAGCGGGGCCCUGGCCUCGUGGCUGGUGCGAAUAUCCCCUGUGGGGAUGACAACAAGAAGGCCAACUUCAGGACUGAAGGAGACAUUCCCCGAAAUGAAAGCUCAGAUAGCGCCCUGGGAGACAGUGACGACGAAGCCUGCGCUUCAGCCAUGCUAGAUCUGGGUCACGGUGGUGACAGGACUGGAGGGUCCUUGGAAGUGGAGCUGCCUCUGCCAAGGUCUCAGAGCAUCAGCACCCAGAAUGUAAGGAACUUUGGCCGCUCACUUCUGGCGGGCUACUGCCCCACAUACAUGCCUGAUCUUGUGCUUCAUGGGACCGGCAGUGAUGAGAAGCUGAAGCAGUGCCUGGUGGCCGACCUUGUCCACACAGUCCAUGUGGAACAAAAGGCAUUGCAUGUUAUCUUUGGCCUUGAGCAUCUCCUCUGUGAAGACCAAACAUCAGGCACAGGCUAAACAGGCUAAGUAUAUUUAUGUGAAGUGGGAAAAAAACUCAGUAGUGAAGCAGAUGUCAACAUAACCUCCCUCAAUGGGGAGGGCUAAGAGAUGAGGAUAGGGCCAUCAGAAGCUGGGGAAAGCCAGCCCAGUGUACACGUGUGUGGCCAAACGUUCCUAACCCCACCCCUGCUUUGUGGUCACAUGCCACCCCUCACCAGGAUACUCCUGGGAUGAAACUAUGAAGUUGCUUUUGUCCCUAUAAUAUCAUAAUUAUUUAAUAUCAUAAUUUCUCUUUAUAGUUAUGAACACCAUAUAGUCAUUUAUCAUUUCAUGAGUCCAUGCAUCAAUGACCCCUGUAAGAAAAAUGCCCUCAUUGUAUAAUGCUAAGUUGUCCAAAACGAUGUCUGAUGCUUUGGCAAUUUCACAGGCUGUAUUUAUGUGUGUUUAGUAACUGCCUAUAACAUUAAGGCACCUUUUCUGUCCGCUCCUAUUGUUUAUAUUCACACAUGCCAAACUGUGAGUUGUUUUUUUUUUUCUGCUCUGCUAUCAUUUUGAUUUCUAACAAUAUUGGUGUUGGUUAUUGGACCUUCCUUCCAUGAAGCCCAGUGAGCUGCUUCUGACAGAGGUACCAAGAGACUACAGGGGAACUAAUGGGAUUGUCCUCAGUGACAUCAGUUUUACCAGCUGGGGACUUUGUUUGAAUGCCCUGGAUUUACUCACUGACCACUCUGGAAAUGCAAUCUAUUGAUUGAUAACCCUCCUUGAACUUAUCUGUAAAACCAUUCAUGAAAUAUUUUAUGUUUCCAUAGGCUGGCAAGUUCUCAUUUUUGUGUGUUAGAUUUUCAUGGUGACCCUCUGGCUCUAUAAUUCUUUUAUUUGAAAAAACACAACCAUGUUUACUCUGUCAUUACUCUUCAAGCUUUUUCGUAUUUCAUUUUCCCUUCCUUUUAGAAGGAGUGUUUUCACACUGUAGCUUUUCUCAUUUCUUUAUGCAAUCACCCUGAGAGAUCGAAAGUUAUUAAGCAUAAUAACCUAUAUUGUGUCAAAUUGUGGGUACAUCCAAAGUGCAGCCAUGCGUGGGUGUUAAUAGGAAAUUCCAAAGGGUUCAUAAAAAUAUCUUCAGAAGUUUAAUACAUUCAGAAUAUAUCCAAUUAGCAUUAGUGGAUUUCUAAUUUCACUUGACACAUUCAUCAUAAUGAAUUUUGCUUUUGAAGUAGUGUUCUGUUUAAACUGGCGCUCUGGUCUAUGGUAGUGUUUUUUUUUUUUUUUUUAAAAAACAGGCUUACUUUCAACAUCCAUUUACAAACAUUUGUUGAAAAAUAUUUUAGGAGUAUUUGUUUAAACAUUAUUCCGAAUUUACUGCUCCAUAAAGCCUAGUGAAUAUUUAAAUUCUUGAAUAUGUUGCCAGAAAAAGAAGCAGAGAUCCAAAAACAAGUAUAUGACCAGAGUUAGAGCUGAAAUAAUAGCUUGUUGAAGAAGAGAAAAUUGUAAUAAAUUGCUUUAUCAAACUUGCUUUCAAAACCUGUUUUUUAAGUUGGGCACAGUGGCUCACGCCUGUAAUCCCAGCACUUUGAGAGGCCAAGGUGGGUAGAUCACGUGAGCUCAGGAGUUCAAGACCAGCUUGGGCAACAUAGCAAGACUUCAUCUCAAAAAUAAAAUAGCGUUAAAAAAAAAAAAAGAAAAAACAAACCUAUUUUUUGAACAUUAAUUUCAGUGCUCAUGCUAGAUUUCAGCAGGCUUUGGUACUCAUAAUUCUUUUUAGAGAAGGAUUUUUAACUGUUUAAAAGCAAUUGAUUCCAGUUAUUGAUCUCUUUUCUAGACCUGUGCACAAUUUGGAUUUAAUAAUCUGUCUUAUGUAAAUUAAAUGUGGUGGUUUUUUUUGUUUUGUUUUGUUUUUGUUUUUGUUUUUGUUUUUUUUGAGGUGGGAUCUUCCUGUAUUGCCCAGGCUGGACUUGAACUGGGCUCAUGUGAUCCUGCCUCAUUCUCCCAAGUAGACAGGAUUAUAGGCACAGGCCACUGUACCUGGCUCUAAAUGUACACUUUUAUAACUGCUAGUUUGGAGUUUUUCUCUCAUUGAGAGAUUGCUUUGUAAUGCUUCCAAUGUUAAGAAUUUUUUUGUACUUUUCUUAUCCUAGUCUCUUAUGAAAGAAAGAUAUAGUAACUACUUCAUCAAUUUUCAUUUUUAUUACUGACUUUCACAUAUCAAGAUUCAGAAGUUCUUUAAAUAUUUAAACACGUAUUCUUGUUUAGUCCAUAUACUACCUCUUUUCUGUCAUUUGAACUCUCUCUGCCUCCUAAUAUAUAGGUUAUACAGCUGCCUUAAAUUAGUGUAAAGUAAUACGGUUUCAGUUUUUUUCUUGCCACAUCUUGUGCAUUCUUUCCUCUGUUUUCCUUUUGACUUUAAAUGGAAAGAGAGCAGGCGUAUGCGCCAGCAGCAUUCUAUGCCUGUGACUCCUGAGUAGCCUUUUCCCUCUCCUUUUUCCUCUUGUGUCUGGCCUGUGAAUACAGCUGACUGUAUACAGGGUUACUGUUGGGGUUAUUGUGGGGCAGUGUAAGGUGAUGAAGAUCUCACUGACUUAGUGUUGAUGGCUUGAGUUUGAGUCCUGGUAUUACCACUCGUUUGUUGAUAAUCUUAGGUAAAUAAACUGGCAUUGCUAAGCCCCAGAAAAAUGUAUUUAGUGGAACAGAUGAAAUAUGAUUCAGUGGUUAGGAAGUUAACUUCUGAAGACAGACAAACCUAAGUUUGAAUCAUGGUUCACCCCUUAGUGGCUUUGUGGCCUUGGGCAAGUUUCUUUAAUUUUCUUAUCUAUACUGUGAACAGUACUUACAUCAUAGGUUUGGUCUGAAGAUUCUGUGAGAUAAUGCAUAUCAAGUGGUUAGCACUUUGCCAGGCACAUUGUUAAGUGCCCAAUAAAUGUGGGCCAAAUGUGAUAGCUCACCCCUGUAAUGCCAGAGCUUUGGGAGGAUCCUUUGAGAUCACCCUGGGCAAUAUAGCAAAAUCCCAUCUCUAGCAAAAAAAAAAAAAUAGCUAGGCAUGGUGGCACAUGCCUGUAGUCCCAGCUACUCAGGAGACUGAGGCAGAAGGCUUGCUUAAGCCAAAUGUUCAAUGCUUCAGUGAGCUGUGAUCAUUGCCACUGCACUCCAGCCUGGGUAACAGAGCAAGACCUCAUCUCAGUAAAUAAUAAUAAUAAUAUAUGUAAAAGUGCUUUGUAAAUGAUACAGCAAUAUAUCAUGUUUUUAAUAUGGGAGAGCAGAAUGACAACCAUUAUUUUCGUAAAAAUGAAAAUUACUGUCAGAGAUAAGAAAGCUAUAUAUGGGCCAGGCACGGUGGCUCAUGCCUGUGAUCCCAGCACUUUGGGAGGCCGAGGUGGGCUGAUUGCCUGAGCUCAGGAGUUUGCGACCAGCCUGGGGAACACAGUGAAACCCCGUCUCUACUAAAAUACAAAAAAAAAAAAAAGUUGCCAGGUGUGGCAGCGGGUGCCUGUAGUCCCAGCUACUUGGGAGGCUGAGGCAGGAGAAUUGCUUGAACUCGGGAGGCAGAGAGGUUGCAGUGCGCUGAGAUCAUGCCACUGCACUCCAGCCUGAGCAAUAGAGCGAGACUGUCUCAAAAAAAAAAAAAAAGAAAAGAAAGAGAAAAGAAAGCUAUAUGCGUAUGUACUUAAAGUUCUCCUAACUAGUCAAUGGCCUUGUCAAUCCCAGGGGACUACUGUUGGGAAUGAUUGAACAGAACCUGUACACACAUUCAUUGAGUGCUAAAAGCAUUCACUUUUGCUUUGCCCAGGAGCAGACUGGACAGCUCUAACUCUGCAGGGCAGGGUCAUCAAGACCAAAAUUAACACUACGUUUUGAUGUUUUUUAAAAAACAACUAUGCUCCAGGGCUUCAAGCAUUUUACAGAAUAAUUUAUAAGAUGAAGUAACCAUUGGAUACAGCAGCCUCUUCCAUUUAAUUUUAAGCGUAGCAACAGAUUGACUCCAGAAAUAUCAUGCAGGAAUCAGUAGCACAGAUAAAGAGCUUUGCUAAAAGCCUGGCUGUGAUAUAUAUAUAUAUAUAUAUAUAUAUGCUCAUGAAUACCUAAUUAGUCCAUGCAGUGCAAUCAACCUGUAGGACUAUAAAAGAACAGCAAGUCCCUUCAAAUGGUAAAUCAUUACUUAAGUAACACAGAUAACAUUAAAUACCUCAGGUCAGCAACAACCUUAAAAUCAAUAGGAUACAAAGAAAACAUCUAUGUAGGACAAAUCCACUAUUUUGGAACAUCUCUCGUUGUUUUCUUUUCCCCAUGUUUGGAUAAUAAACAUGGCAGUGCCUCAGGCCUCUAGCACUGUCUUCUAUAGCCACAGCCCUCAAUACAACACUACCUAUGUCCACUGGCCUAUGGAGCACUUUUAAAACUACAUAUUUUGACCUAUAAAUGGGUUUUGAUUACCAGUUUUUUUAAUGAUAUAGAACUAAAAUCAUCACACAUUAGGCUUCUUAUUGAUUAGUGAAACCUUUGUAUUAUGUGUGUGUGUAUUUAUACACAUGUGCACACAUGUCACACUUGUAUGCAUAUGGCAUGUCAUGCCAGGUUAUGUCAUAUAAGCAUGUAUGCCAGGUCAUGAUGUUAAAAUGUAUUUCUUAUCAUGGAUUGUGGUUAAAAAAAAUACUGAUCUCUGGGUAUCCCCAACUCCAAUCUGAAAUCAUUGUGAUUCUCUCGCCUUCUCAAUGUGACUAGUCUUUUUAAAGUUCCUUUUGAUCUUCCCAAAUGGCAUCCCUGUGUCCACUUUACCCACUUCCACCGCCUUGUGCAGUGCUGCAAGAGGACUUUCUAAAGCAUGAGACAAUCAUUUACUCUUUUGCUUGAAUAGCUUCCUAUUUUCUAAGAGACUAAACUGUAAACUCCAUAGCUGGAAUUGCCCCUUUUAUGUCCUUCAAAUAUACACACAUACCCCUGUAUCUCCUCUUAUGCCCCAGUAACACUGUUUGCCAUUCUUUAAAUAGUCCACCUUUCCUCACACCUCUCUGCCUAUCAGAUUAUGCUUUCUUUGCCUAGGACACUAUUGAACAAACUUUUUUACAUUUUUGAAGACCCAUUUCAUAUGUUGCCUCUUCUUCAAAAUCAUUCCAGGCCCCAUAUCCCUGUUCUGUUCCAGAUGUGUUCCUCUACUAGGGCUUCAGGUGCCUUGAAGCAGAAAGCAGGGACUUUAUUUUCCUUAUAUUCCCAGCACCUUGCCUGGUGCCUGGCACAUAGAAAGUGCUCACUAACGUUAGUUGACUCUUCCCCAUAAAACUGGGGUUAGAGUCAUGUGUGUCUAUUACUUUAGUGUGGCCCUUUCUUCUGAAGUAAAGAGAGAUGGGAGAUGAUCUUUCUUUAAAGAAACUUAAAGGGGAAGAGUAAGAUGUUUAGACAUGCCUGCAGCUCUGUGUGUUCAUUGUCGUUACCUAAAGGAAAAUAAAAGCUUAUUAUAGGUC